Molecule: messenger RNA, 666 nt
Organism: Protopolystoma xenopodis
Lineage: Eukaryota; Metazoa; Platyhelminthes; Monogenea; Polystomatidea; Polystomatidae
Source: the annotation of a GenBank genome assembly
AUGAAUAAACUAUUAACAAUCACUGAGCCAGAUAAUAUUAAGAAGCUUCCAAGCGUUUAUUUUCCAUCAGAUAAAGCCAGUAGAACUGCACACAUAGGCUCUAUGAAGCAAUAUGACGAGCUAUAUCGCGAAUCACUGCUGGAACCCGAAACUUUUUGGCUUAAAUAUGCGCUUAAAUAUUAUUGGGCCACUCCGCCUCCAAAAAACUCUAUUCUCAGAUACAACUUUGAUAUUCGUAAGGGUAAAAUAUCGGUUGAGUGGUUUGCUGGCGGAAAAACGAAUAUGUGUUUUAAUGCCCUUGAUCGUCACAUGCAGAAUAAUAGUCAAAAAAUUGCUUUUUAUUGGGAAGGAAAUUACCCUGGUGACAGAAAGUCGAUAACAUAUGAAAGUUUACUUCAUAAGGUAUGGUUUAUUAAUUCUGCCCAAUAUCUCACUUCUUUAUUUUCGCCUGUAAAAAUCUCUGAUUUACGUGCCGUCUGCCAUUUUGGCCAGUCCUUGCGGUAUUUAGGCAUUUCCAAAGGUGAUCGGGUCGCGAUUUACAUGCCUAUGGUGCUAGAGGCUAUCAUAGCAAUGCUUGCUUGUGCUCGGAUUGGUGCUGUUCAUUCAGUUAUAUUUGGAGGAUAUUCUGCCGACUCUUUAGCCCAGCGUAUUAUUGAUGCUGAGUAA